AGCGUGCACGUUGAGAUUCCUCGGCGGGCCUGGCAGCGGUGCUGGGCAUGCUCAGUGGGCAGGACCCGUUAGAGUGGCGAGCGGCACAGGCACCAAGAUGUCCAACCGAGUGGUCUGCCGGGAAGCCAGUCACGCCGGGAGCUGGUACACAGCCUCAGGACCGCAGCUGAAUGCACAGCUAGAAGGUUGGCUUUCACAAGUACAGUCUACAAAAAGACCUGCUAGAGCCAUUAUUGCACCCCAUGCAGGAUAUACGUACUGUGGGUCUUGUGCUGCCCAUGCUUACAAACAAGUGGAUCCAUCUAUAACCCGGAGAAUUUUCAUCCUUGGGCCUUCUCAUCAUGUGCCCCUCUCUCGAUGUGCACUUUCCAGUGUGGAUAUAUAUAGGACACCUCUCUAUGACCUUCGUAUUGACCAAAAGAUUUACGGAGAACUAUGGAAGACAGGAAUGUUUGAACGCAUGUCUCUGCAGACAGAUGAAGAUGAACACAGUAUUGAAAUGCAUUUGCCUUAUACAGCUAAAGCCAUGGAAAGCCAUAAGGAUGAGUUUACCAUUAUUCCUGUACUGGUUGGAGCUCUGAGUGAGUCAAAAGAACAGGAAUUCGGAAAACUCUUCAGUAAAUAUCUAGCGGAUCCUAGUAAUCUCUUUGUGGUUUCUUCUGAUUUCUGCCAUUGGGGUCAAAGGUUCCGUUACAGUUACUAUGAUGAAUCCCAGGGGGAGAUUUAUAGAUCCAUUGAACAUCUAGAUAAAAUGGGUAUGAGUAUUAUAGAACAAUUAGACCCUGUAUCUUUUAGCAAUUACUUGAAGAAAUACCAUAAUACUAUAUGUGGAAGACAUCCUAUUGGGGUGUUAUUAAAUGCUAUCACAGAGCUCCAGAAGAAUGGAAUGAAUAUGAGCUUUUCCUUUUUGAAUUAUGCCCAGUCAAGCCAGUGUAGAAACUGGCAAGACAGUUCAGUGAGUUAUGCAGCUGGAGCACUCACGGUCCACUGAAGCUCUGAAUCCUCAGGGAUACCACCUGCACAUUCUCAUACUCUGUCCGGGGUCCCAGCCUAGCCUUUACCAAGAUACUGGUCCUGGUUUGGGGGGAUUCUGAAACCUCAAACUAAUAGAACUUUCUUCUCUUCUUUUCUAGUAGGUGUAGUCCUUCCUUAAUUUCAACUCAUUAAAAAAUGCUUUAUAGUUUAGGGCAGUGGAAGGAAGGCUGGCAUCAAAAUAUUUUGAUCAAAAAAAAAUGACAAUGUAAAGGCCCAGUUGUGGCAGACAGUUUUUUGAAAGUAACUUGUAAAGCAUUUACCAUAUCCUAAAUUUGCACUCUUUGCAGACUUGUGCACAUAUAUUCCGCUUUCAGAAUAGUUUUGCAAAUUGUACACAAACAAACAAAAAAAGGUGGAAGCUUUUUAAUAAAGAAAUUGCAUUUAUAAAUGAUCUGUAUUAGAAUAUAAUAAAUCUCCAGUUAUAGUCAAUUACUACCCGUGUUGUACAACAGAUACCUUCUAUUUUAGUUGCUAAUAAAGGGCUACACAACUCAAAA
Molecule: messenger RNA, 1532 nt
Organism: Lemur catta (Ring-tailed lemur)
Lineage: Eukaryota; Metazoa; Chordata; Mammalia; Primates; Lemuridae
Gene: MEMO1
Product: mediator of cell motility 1
Exons: 10
Coding region: 98-991 (297 amino acids)
Source: RefSeq, a predicted model, not a curated record